AUGGCCCCUAAGGCGGAAAACAAGCAAGGCAAGACCAACCCCAGCAACAAGGCUGGCGCUGCCGCCAAGGCAGUUCUGAAGGGUGCAGGUGCGCACAAGGCUCGCAAGAUCCGCACCUCGACUACCUUCCACCGCCCCAAGACCCUUCAGCUCUCCCGGUCGCCCAAGUAUCCCCGCAAGUCGGUCCCCCAUGGCCCCCGUCUCGACUCGCACAAGGUCAUCCUCUACCCCCUUAACACCGAGAGCGCCAUGAAGAAGAUCGAGGAAAACAACACCCUUGUCUUCAUCGUCGACGUCAAGGCCAACAAGCGCCAGAUCAAGCAGGCCCUCAAAAAGCUCUACGAUGUUGAGACCGUCAAGGUUAACUCCCUCGUCAGGUAUGAGGACUUCCGCUUUCCCGUUUUUGGCGAAUAUUGUGGGUUUUGCUCUGGGCAUGUUUCUAACCAUAAUCUCUACAGACCCGAUGGCUCGAAGAAGGUCUACGCGCGGUUAACCCCUGAUGUUGAUGCUCUGGACAUUGCUGCUACCAAGCUUGCUAUUGUCUAG
Aspergillus chevalieri is the source of this 546-nucleotide messenger RNA. RefSeq names its product 60S ribosomal protein uL23 (gene RPL25). Gene Ontology annotation, biological process: ribosomal large subunit assembly; translation. Gene Ontology annotation, cellular component: ribosome; cytosolic large ribosomal subunit. Bases 1 to 546 code for a protein of 181 amino acids. The record is from RefSeq and is a predicted model, not a curated record. NCBI's taxonomy places the organism in Eukaryota, Fungi, Ascomycota, Eurotiomycetes, Eurotiales, Aspergillaceae. The transcript has 3 exons. Gene Ontology annotation, molecular function: structural constituent of ribosome.